ACCGUACUGUCAGGUUUGUUGUGAUUUUACUAGCCCCCAUGCUAAAGAAAUCCAUAGGAUUUUCGCAUUUCUACGUAAUAUAUUGGAAUAAGUGAAUUAUUUAAUUACAUUACAUUCGCAAGUACUUCACACAAUGUCGGUUACACAACGAGUCCAGCAAUGGGCUACAUUCGCCAGAACAUGGCACAUAUUCGAUUGUACGUGGCAAAACCCAUUCGAAGCCGCAUCCUUGAUAAGGAAACACCUGAUGGGUUUGCAUAAACCAAUUUACCAUCCAAUGAAUGAUUGUGGAGACCAUGUAGUGGUCAUCAACACCGCUGAAAUUGCACUUCCCGGCGAUGAGUGGAAGAAACGCGCCUACUUUCACCAUACUGGAUAUGCGGGUGGAGCAAGCUGGACAUUGGCAUGGCAAUUGCAUGAUAAAGAUCCCACUAUGAUCAUGAAAAAAGCUGUCUAUCGUGCCAUGAAGGGCAACCUGCAGCGCCGACACACGAUGCAAAGGCUUCACCUAUUCAAGGGCGACGAAGUACCGAAGGAGAUGCUUGAUAAUGUGACCAACCAAAUACGUCAACCGCGACGUGUUCCAGAACGUUUGGAUCAUAUCGAUCCGGAGAAGGUUCGCAACUUCCCAAAAAUUAUGGACUACCCGAAGGAUUACAUUUUGCGAUAAGGUAUACCGCUCAUUAGUCCAGUAGUUGGUUGCAUUAGUUCACUCUCACGCGAUUAGCAAAUAAAACAAAACAUGCCUAUAUAUGUAACAA
This is a messenger RNA of Anopheles moucheti, 761 nucleotides long. RefSeq names its product 39S ribosomal protein L13, mitochondrial (gene mRpL13). The record is from RefSeq and is a predicted model, not a curated record. The transcript has 4 exons. Gene Ontology annotation, cellular component: mitochondrial large ribosomal subunit; ribosome. The coding region runs from base 134 to 670 and encodes 178 amino acids. Gene Ontology annotation, molecular function: mRNA binding; structural constituent of ribosome. Gene Ontology annotation, biological process: translation; negative regulation of translation. Lineage: Eukaryota; Metazoa; Arthropoda; Insecta; Diptera; Culicidae.